Messenger RNA from Dermacentor albipictus, 3385 nucleotides. RefSeq names its product Dihydrolipoamide branched chain transacylase E2 (gene Dbct). The record is from RefSeq and is a predicted model, not a curated record. Gene Ontology annotation, molecular function: acetyltransferase activity; lipoic acid binding. Gene Ontology annotation, cellular component: cytoplasm; mitochondrion. NCBI's taxonomy places the organism in Eukaryota, Metazoa, Arthropoda, Arachnida, Ixodida, Ixodidae.
CUAAUUUCAUAUAGGUGUGCUGUGGUGGCGUGUUGUCUGCUGUGCAGCUGCGUUACAACUGUAAGCAUGGCAGCGGUCUUAUUUCGACUCGUCCCGAGGGAUUUCAAGCUCAUUCCUCGCGAAGUCCGGCAUCACGUGUCCAAAUGGCAUUCGAGACGAAGCCUGCAUGUCCCGCGCACUGCAAGCUGUGUUCCUCGUCGUCCAGUGGCAUCACAGGUGCGAAGCCGUCUGCCUGCAUUGCGUCCCCUGCACACCAGCCCAUGGCUUCAGGAGGUCGUGGCAUUCAAGCUCUCAGACAUUGGCGAGGGUAUCAGCGAAGUGACAAUCAAGGAAUGGUAUGUCAAGCUCGGUGACACGGUGAACCAGUUCGACAGCAUCUGUGAAGUGCAGAGUGACAAGGCAUCGGUUACCAUAACGAGCCGCUAUGACGGCCGAAUCAAGAAGCUGUACCACGAAGUCGACGACAUCUGCAAGGUCGGGUCCCCGCUUGUCGACAUCGAGGUUGACGAUGACUCACUCAGUUCCUCAGAUGAUGAUGAAGUCCAGGACCAGGACAUUAAGUCUCAGCGCAGUAAUGAACAGUCUUCGGAGCCCCUGGCCAGCGAACCUGGUGGCGGACUAGGGGACAAGGUGCUCACAACACCUGCAGUCCGUCGGAUAGCCAUGGAAAACAAUAUACGCCUCUCCGAUGUCACGGGCACUGGUAAGGAUGGACGUAUCAUGAAGGAAGAUGUCCUGCGCUACAUCGAGCUCAAGCAGGCCCCAAGACCAUCAGCACCAGCCAAGGCACCUACACCUGCAGCUGCACCAAAGCAGGUGGCACCAACACUGGCUAAAGCUCCAGUUCAUCAGAAGCCAGUCGCAGUCAAGACAUUGCAUGCUGUUGCAGACCGUGUUGAGCAGGUGAAGGGCAUCCGCAAAGCCAUGGCUAAGACUAUGGCACAGUCUUUGGCAAUCCCGCACUUUGGCUACUGCGAUGAGAUCAACGUCACAAGGCUUGUUGAGCUGCGGCCAAUCCUCAAGCCACUUGCUGACCAGAUCGGUGUUCGGCUAUCCUACAUGCCAUUCUUUAUGAAGGCGCUGUCCAUAUCGCUGUUUGACUACCCCAUCCUCAACUCUUAUGUGGAUGAGAAGGUUGAGAAUAUCACAAUUAAGGGCUGCCAUAACGUUGGCAUCGCUAUGGACACUCCGCACGGUCUGGUGGUGCCCGUUGUCAAGAAUAUUGAGUCCAAGAACAUCAUGGAAAUUGCUGCUGAUCUCAACCGGCUCCAGAAUUCGGGCCUGGCAGGGCAGCUACAACAGGACGACCUCUCCGGUGCCACCAUCACAUUGUCCAACAUUGGCGCGGUUGGUGGGACUUACGCCAAGCCUGUCAUUGCUAGACCAAUGGUGUGCAUUGGAGCGAUUGGAACAAUUCAGAAGCUGCCACGAUUUGAUGCUGAUGACAAUGUAAUCAAGGCACACAUCAUGCAAGUCAGUUGGUCUGCCGAUCACAGGGUCAUCGAUGGUGCAACCAUGUCGCGCUUUUCAAACUUGUGGAAGAUGUACCUGGAGACGCCUGCAAUGAUGUUGGUUCACCUCAAAUAGACCUCAGUUAUUGUGCAAGUGUACAGUCCGUGACCGUUCAAAAUGUUAAGGAACAGUUCUGGACUGGGUGGCGUUACUGCUACGUGUCGUGUGCUAUCUCCUAAGGAGCAUUCGCGGAUCACGUUUACUGUUGGGCAUGAGUCGCACUCCAUUAUCCAAUGAAGAAUGGCCAGCUACUCACAAACGGUACUUCUUGUAAUGCCUCCUCCUCUGCAAAGUUCAGGCUGAAGAAAACCAGGGCACCUCAUCGUCUGCUGCAGAUGGACGGGAGCAUGCACUUUCCAAGUGUAAUUUGCCAACUUUCUGGGCCACUGACUAGCUGGUGUCAACUGCUGUCGAGAUCAUGUUACGAGCUAAUCAACAUGUAAAAAAGUCUCACAAGAUGUGUACUGUUGUUUGCCAUCACCUGCGGUUGUUAGUAAAGUGGGCAGCAUUCAUCAGGAGUCACGUCGUGCUGAGUGAAUGAUGCAAAUAAUUCAAUGCAAUAUGCUUUCUUAAAUGUGCAUGUCAAGUUGAACGUAAUUUGUCUGUCGGCUUUGUUAAAGUUUUGAAGUACAAAAAAAUUUGACAAAUAGGACUUUAUCCUGCUGAGUUUUGUGCAUGUUACAGAAAGUAUCACAUCUUUUUAAUAGGCAAUUUAAUAAGCAAUCUGGCAAUUCUCUUGCUGUGAAUUGGUGUAAUUGCUGAUAACUGGUUUUGUCACCUUUAUUGAGUUGUAAAUCUUGUAUGCUGUGGUGUAAAGAAGCAUGCAAGUUCAUUAUAAAAUGUUUAAUUUCAUCAGGUUUUUGAUGCAGCAGGCAAUUUAUAGAGGUACUGUUUAACAUUACUGUGUGUUCUUUUGUGAUGCCAACUCUCCACUUUGGCAUUACAUGUGAUAGAUGCUGAGUGAGCCCUGGUGAAAUGGAGCUUAAGAAGUUGGUAUAUGAGGUUGUGCACUUAUUUGUACACCUAAUCAACAUCUUGUAGCUCUGUCCUAUUCUAUAUGUUCCUCCAUUUCACGGCAUGAUUGAAAUACUAGCAGGCACUUGUGGCAUACCUUUAAAGGGAAGAUUUCGAUUUUACAUUGUUAUUUAAAUUUAUAUUAAGUUCAUAAAGAUGUUGUGUGGCAUACGCAUAUUAGAGAUUAUGUCAAUGUUUGAAUUGCUGUCAAGUAUUGUGAGGCAUUUUGCAUUUAGAGCCUAUGUUCACCAAGUGGUACAAAAGAUGAGCCCUUGAAUAUCUCUGCUGUAAAGGCAAGGUGCAUGUCUAUCAUCACUGGCUUUAUUGUCAUGCUGCACAUGCACUGAAACCAUUUUUAUAAGUAUGAGCAUAACGCCUAAGCAUGCUCCAUCAAAUGGAUUUUGGGAUAUAAGCAUUCAGUCAAUAAAAACUCUAGAUCUCGAAGUCACACUGACUGAACAUAUAAAACAGAAAUGAAUAUCAGCACAAGGAACAUCAUGAGUGCAAAUGACCAUUAAGCGGGCACAACAAGCUGUUAGAUGGGACACAAGGGCUAACGUUAGUUGUAAAAGCAGUCAGAGAUUUCUUGUGAUAAUUGUAUUUGCUUUUGUAGAGAGCUUCUGUGUAUGGGUGUGUGUGUGUAUCUUUUUCCCAAGUUUUGUCGACCUGCAUUUGCUUUUCUACUAUGUUGAAGCAUUGGCAUCACUGGAAUAGCUCUGCGGUUUUUGUCUCAUCCAAACUAUGUUCAUUAGAUGUACCGCAUAGCGAUAAUAUUGUCAUACAUUGCAGUGAUGAUGAUGCCACCACUGGCAUGGCCAGCAGCCUUGGUUCAAAUAAAAAUUAUAACUAAAUGUCAUAA